GAGGAGGGCAGCGGCGCGCGGCCAGGCGAGCGGGGUCCCGCAGCAGCCCCUGAAGCGCGCCCUCGGGGGGCUUGUCAAUGGGGCCGGGGUGAUGCGAUGGUGCCGCCCGGGCAGCGCUUCCCCGCCAGCCGGUGCUCACGCGCAAGCCGGCGCGUCAAGGGCGAAGGGAAAAGGGACCGGGGCGGAAUCAAUGGCAGGCGGAGCCCCACGCCCGGCUGAAUGACUAGAUGGGGGCAUGGAUGGAGCCGCGCCGCGCCGCACCAUGAGGAUCCGGCUCGCCCUGCUGCUGCUGCUGCUGCUCGCCUUGGCGUGCGUCCCGGCCCUGGGCUCGGACCUGGGGGACGCCGCCGGCCAGGGAGCCUCCAGCGCCGCGCCGGGGUCGCUGCUCGCGGGGGAAGGGGCGUCCCUGCCUCCCCCGCCGCCGCCGCCCUCUCCGUCCCCCCCUGCCCGAGAAGAGGAGGAGGAGGAGGAGGAAGGCGACGCCAAUGAGCUCAGCGCCUGGGCGUCAGCGGGCAAUGCCACCGAGGCCCCCGGAGAGAAUGAGCCCACCCCCGGGCCCACCGGCCAGAGGCUUGCGACGACCCCCGGCCCUGCCGGCACGGCCGCAGCCUCCCCCUCGCCGGCUCCGACAGCCGCUCCCCGGGAAGGACCAGCCCCGAGCAUCCCUGGCGGCGCCAGCCCUGGCAUCCCGACGGCAACGCCUGCCGAGGAGGACGACGAGCUGGGGGGCCACAGCGGCACAGAUGUUUUCUGUAACUGCAGCUCUGUUGGGAGUAUGGGCCUGAACGACUGCAACACGACUACGGGACAGUGCAAGUGUCACAAGGGCUACACUGGCCAGCAGUGCAACGGAUGUGAGGCCGGCUACUAUCCUGAGCUCAGCAGUGCGCGCUGCCUUCCAUGUGGCUGCCAUUCCACAGGCUCUGCCUCCUCUUCCUGUGACAACUCUGGAAGAUGUCUGUGUAAAGCUGGAGCAACGGGUCCAAAAUGUGCCGAAUGUCAAGCAGGGUAUUCCAAGUUCAACAGAACCACUUGCGAACUGUGUCGGUGCAAUAACCAUUCCAAGAACUGCAAUCGCGAGACAGGCACUUGUCUGGACUGUCAGGGGAACACGGAAGGCGCUUAUUGUGAAAAAUGUAAAGACCAGUCCUACCGAAACAUCUCACAUCACCACGAGUGUCUCCAGUGCCCUUGCUCCAUGGUAUUUUCUACUGGUAGCUGUCGAAUAAAGUCUGGUCACCGCACACCAACCUGUGACAAGUGUAAACCUGGCUACACUGGUGCCCUCUGCACCCAGUGCGACAAUGGCUACUAUAACUCUGACAGCAUCUGCAUAAAAUGCCAGUGUAAUGGGAAUGUUGACCCAGCUCGGUCACCAAGAGUCUGCAAGCCAGACACGGGAGAAUGCAUCGGCUGCCUUUAUCACACAGCUGGGCUUCACUGCGAAAUGUGUCGGGAAGGUUACAUCAAAACUCCUGAAGGAGGAAACUGCACCAAGAGAGAACGCAUUUCUAGUGAAGACAGAGGAUUGAUCGCUCCAACUUCCAACAUCAGUGGGCCUACAGCUUUCACAGCGAUAGCUGUCAACAGCACGUCAGUCCAGACAACGGUGCCGCCUCUUUUCCCCAUCAGCUCCUCUGACAACAGCACCUCGACUUUAGCUGAUGUUUCCUGGACUCAGUUCAACAUUAUCAUUCUUACAGUCAUCAUAAUUUUGGUCGUUCUGCUGAUGGGCUUUGUGGGAGCUGUCUACAUGUACCGGGAAUACCAGAACCGGAAACUGAAUGCCCCGUUUUGGACCAUUGAGCUCAAGGAAGACAAUAUCAGCUUUAGCAGCUACCAUGACAGCAUUCCCAAUGCGGACGUCUCAGGCUUGUUGGAGGACGAUGGGAAUGAGGUGGCACCCAAUGGUCAGCUGGCGUUAACAACUCCCAUGCAUAACUACAAAGCAUAACAAAAGCAGAACUAAAAGGAUUCACUUCAAAGCCUCUAAGCGGCUCAAACUAAUACCGUGUUCAUUGGGGGGAAGUACCACUCAAUGAUACCACUGUUCUGGGCAAAGAAAAUGCCCGGCUGUGCUGGCAUGGCAAAGCUCUGUCGUUAGCACCAAAUAAGGUCUGGGCAGCAGAGAUGCUAGAGGAGUCUUGGGUAAAGAUUGUAUUGGGUUCAUAAUUUCCCAUCAAAAUCCAUAGAUGGCACUAUGGACCUUAACUUGUAUUUAAAAAAAAGAGGGGGGGGAGUCCUUUUAAAUAUAUUUUUGUAUGAGACAAUGAUGGAGGCAUACCAAGAAGUCAGUUCAUUCUUGGUCAAAAGCAAUGUUCGUUCUGAGACCUAAUCUUCAAGCUCCUGUUUUGAGAAAUGGAUGGUGACAAUAGUGAACUUGAUGUUGGAUAUUUUAUUUCAUUUCCUGAUAAUUUUAGUAUUUAAAACAAAACAAGAAGUCAUAUUCAUUUCGCAGAAUGGCUAAAGGCACCCCGAUGCAUACUCCACAGCAAUCAAGGAUUUUAGUUCUUCUUUGAUUCCCACGUUGCAGAAAAGAAAUCGGCUGUUUGUUGAGAAACGGACAAGAUAUGUCAGCCUCUCUUCCUUGUCUGCGACCUUCCUCCCAAGUUGAGGAUGCUAUUUAAAAAACAAGAAUCUCUCUUUUUUGUUAGCUUUAAUGAACUUAGACCGAAUUCAAGGAAGUGAGAAGUUGCAGAGGCAGCGCUCUCGUGAGUCUCCUAUCCUAAGCAGAAGCAGUAUGUAUACCGAAUGUAAGAAAAGAUUCCUAGACAUCGUAUUUGUAACUAUUUGUACAAAAAUAUCACAAGUCAUAUUUUAUUCCUUUAGAUUUUAUCUGUACAGUGGUUCACGGCAUUGUGAAAAAACAAAAGCAAAACCAAACCAACGAAAAAGCAAGUAUUGUUUAAAAGAGUUGUAAAUUUAGAUAGCAAUAUGGCUGGAGCUGGGUCUCCAGCAAUGGUUCGUUGCUCGUUUUUCCUCUUCUGACGAUAUGAAUUACUUUUUGGCUUUAAACCAGUUAUUUCCCUUGCUUUUUUGAAUCAUACUUAUCCUCAUUGCCCCACUUCUCCUUACUACAGAUGAGUUUACCUUGGAGGCAUUGGUGAAUGCUUGGCAACCAGACAUGAUUCUUGGAAAAUGGAUGCUUACACAAAAUGCAGAUAUGAAAAGGAUGCCGAGAAGCAUUAUCAGGAACAUAGAAGGCCCCUGCCAGGACAGGAUUUGAGUGUUUUUCUGCUGCUGAGGAUCCCCUACACAAGUGAAGGGAUUCCCCAGAAUGCAACCUUGAAAUGAGAUCUGUCAGAAAUAUUGAAGAUGUACAGAGGUUGAGGACGGCACGCUUAAGUUAGACAUGAAUUGUCUGCUCUGGAGUUCCAGGUCCAUAGCUACAGGCUGAGAACAGCAAGGAGGGGAGAAUAUUCAUUGCAUCUUUGGUAUUAGGUUUGCAUUUGGAACCUGAAAUGCUCCUUGUUCUCAGCAUUUCAGACCUGUAGACAGCUGCAGUACUACACGACUGCCCUUAUGGUGUGUUCCAUUCCACCUGGACUAGAAAGUUCCUGUUUUCAUGGUGGCAUGAUUGGUAUAGUCCACAAGUAUGGGGGAACUUCUCACUGCCUUUAUAAUGUGGAGGUGCAUUUGUAUGGGAGUGCAGGUUGAGCUGAAGUCCUUUCAUUAACUCAGUCUGCUAGCAGGGAUUAUUAACCAACCCCCGCUUCCAUGAGGAGUUGUUAACCUUCUGAAAUAAAUUCCGACGGAGGAGGAAAACUG
Eublepharis macularius is the source of this 3768-nucleotide messenger RNA. RefSeq names its product multiple EGF like domains 9 (gene MEGF9). The record is from RefSeq and is a predicted model, not a curated record. Gene Ontology annotation, molecular function: extracellular matrix structural constituent. Gene Ontology annotation, biological process: axon guidance. The transcript is spliced from 6 exons. Bases 236 to 1954 code for a protein of 572 amino acids. Gene Ontology annotation, cellular component: basement membrane. Lineage: Eukaryota; Metazoa; Chordata; Lepidosauria; Squamata; Eublepharidae.